AUGAAUAUCGAAUUAGAACAACCAAAUAAUCAUAGUACCGAUAUUGAAUUGGGAAAUAGUAAUAAUAGUAACAGUAAUAAUGGAAAUGGAGUACAACUAUCAUUUAGAAAUAUAGUUUAUCGUGUUCCAAAUAAAUUAUAUGGCAAGGAAAAUAGUAUGUGGAACAAAAUAUUUAAAUCAAAGGAUGGUCAAGAAGAGGAUGAAGAGACCAACACUGGAAAACCAAAACCACCAUUGGAAAAGGAAAUAACCAUUCUUCAUGGUGUUAGUGGUGUUGUUGAACCUGGUGAAAUCGUUGCUAUAAUGGGUCCAUCUGGAAGUGGUAAGAGUACGCUGAUGGAUAUUCUGGCCAAGAGAAAGAGUACUGGUACCAUUACCGGACAAUUAUUGGUCAACGGACGUGAAGUUGGUGAUGCCUACAAAAACUAUUGCUCCUAUGUCACACAAGAGGACAUUUUGCUGCCAACAUCCACCGUCGAAGAGACCCUUAGAUUCUAUGCGGACCUUCGUCUAUCUGGUUUCAGUGGUGAGGAAAAGGAUCGUCGUGUUGCAGAGGUACUCCAAGACAUUGGUCUAUCUGCCAAGGCCAAGUCCAAGGUAGGUGGUAUGCUUCCAGGUGGCAUUAUGUUGCGUGGUUUGUCUGGUGGUGAAAAGCGUCGUGUAUCGAUUGGUUGUGGUUUGGUGACCAACCCAAACAUCAUUUUCCUCGAUGAACCAACUAGUGGGUUAGAUUCGGUCGCAGCACUCGUCGUCAUGAACACUCUGACCAGUCUCACCAAAAAGGGUGUCACUGUCAUUGCUUCGAUCCAUCAACCACGUACUGAAAUCUUUAGUCUCUUUAAAAAGAUUAUGGUGGUUGUCAAGGGUCGCAUGAUCUAUGCCGGCACCAAUAUCCUCGACUACUUUGACGGCCUCGGGUACUCGUGUCCCGCCCAUGUCAAUCCAGCCGAUUUCUGUCUCGACUCUGCCGUAGCCAUCGGUGAAAGUUCUCGCUACCUUGAAAUCUGUGACAAGUGGUUGCAACACUGGGAAUCAGAGGUGAUUGCCAACACGACCACCCCCGACCACAUCACCAAAAAGAGAAAGAAACCAUCGUUUUCCUAUCAGUUCAAGAUCCUACUGCACCGAUCCUACAAGGAUUUCUGGAGAAAUCCAGGUAAUUUUGGUGCUCGUUCCAUUACGGCAGUGGUCGUUGGUUUGUUGUUUGGUGCUUGUUUUGGUGGUCUUACCACUUCACAAAACGACAUUCAAAAGAUUAUUGGUGUUAUUUUCUUUUUAAUCAGUGGUCUCAAUCUCACUCCAUUCACAUCCAUCUCUUUAUUCCUUUCAGGAAGAGCUCUCUUUAAUGCUGAACGUGCUGCCAAGAUCUACCAUCCAUUCCCAUACUUUAUUGCCAUGAUGCUUGUUGAAUUCAUCGUUGUCUUUGUCGUUGCUAUUGCCCUUGGUGGUAUCACCUAUGGUAUCGCCAAUCUUAGAGCUGAUGUCGGUCGAUUCUUCUUUGCCAUGAUGGUCUACCUCUUUGUUCACAUUCUCUCUGAUCUUUGUAUCAUUUGGAUCACCAACACCACCGGUACCUCUGACCACACAUUUGCCAUUGGUUCAGGUCUCAGCGUCAUCUACCAAUUGUUUGCCGGUUUCUUUGUACCAGUCCAACAAUUACCAGUCAGUUUUGGUUGGUUACACUACUUGAAUCCAUUGUACUAUGGUUUUGCAUCUGUCAUGGUCAAUGAAUUUGAAGAUAGAGAAUUGAUUUGUCCAACCGAUGGUACUCCUUGUCUUUUCCCAAAUGGAAAUGAUGUCCUCAAAUAUUAUGGUCUUGAUCAUUGGACUCGUGGAAAUGCUUUUGGUGUUGUUGUUAUGGUUCUCUUUACCCGUUCCCCUGAUUGA
Molecule: messenger RNA, 1887 nt
Organism: Cavenderia fasciculata
Lineage: Eukaryota; Evosea; Eumycetozoa; Acytosteliales; Cavenderiaceae
Gene: abcG12
Product: ABC transporter G family protein
Exons: 2
Coding region: 1-1887 (628 amino acids)
Cellular component (GO): membrane
Molecular function (GO): ATP binding; ABC-type transporter activity; ATP hydrolysis activity
Source: RefSeq, a predicted model, not a curated record